Labeo rohita (rohu) is the source of this 4230-nucleotide messenger RNA. It is a transcript of the gene crtc1b, whose product is annotated as CREB regulated transcription coactivator 1b. Gene Ontology annotation, cellular component: cytoplasm; nucleus. Gene Ontology annotation, biological process: protein homotetramerization; positive regulation of transcription by RNA polymerase II. The record is from RefSeq and is a predicted model, not a curated record. Bases 92 to 1843 code for a protein of 583 amino acids. NCBI's taxonomy places the organism in Eukaryota, Metazoa, Chordata, Actinopteri, Cypriniformes, Cyprinidae. Gene Ontology annotation, molecular function: cAMP response element binding protein binding. The transcript has 12 exons.
CCAAUGCCCACAACUCUUCCAGUGAUGACGCCGCCGCAGCAGCGCACAACGCGUCUCACGCAACGCUCUGUGUUUUGGAGAAGAACGGAAGAUGGCGACCUCAAACAAUCCGCGAAAAUUCAGCGAGAAAAUCGCCCUGCACAACCAGAAGCAGGCGGAGGAGACCGCGGCGUUUGAGGAGGUCAUGAAAGACCUGAGCAUCACGCGAGCUGCACGGCUGCAGUUACAGAAGACCCAGUAUUUGCAACUAGGCCAGAAUCGAGCUCAGUGCUAUGGAGGGUCACUGCCCAAUGUCAAUCAGAUUGGAAAUAGCAACACUGACCUCCCUUUUCAGACGACGGUGUUAGACACCAGUCGGACAUCCCGACACCACGGCCUGGUGGACCGCGUGUAUCGCGACAGGAAUCGCAUCGCUUCUCCGCAUCGUAGACCUCUCUCUGUGGACAAGCAUGGACGUCAGAUUGACAGCUGCCCCUACGGCUCGGUGUAUCUGUCACCACCUCCUGACACAAGUUGGAGGAGAACCAACUCUGACUCAGCUCUUCACCAGAGUGCUGUGAAUCCAGCUCCACAGGACACUUUUGUUAGUGGAUCUCAGGAACUGCAGACAAAGGGAGUAAAAACAUUGCUGUUGCUCACCCCUCCAGACACAGAGGAUACUGAAUCAGAGAUGGAGAAAGACGAGCCCAAAACUUCUCUGCAUACAGAGUCAUGUGACGUUCCUGGGAUUAACAUAUUUCCAUCUCCUGAUCAAGAAAUGAAUAGCUCUUUGAUGCCAGCUGCUCACAGCACCGGUGGCUCCUUACCUGAUCUGACAAACAUCCAGUUCCCUCCUCCUCUCCCCACCCCGCUGGAUCCAGAUGACCCCAUUACCUUUCCUACAUCCAGCUCUAGCAGUACCAGCAACCUGACCACCAACCUGACACACUUGGGCAUCAGUGCUGCCAGUCACGUCCCUCCCUCCCCUCCCGCCCAGCACACUGGCCCCGCCCCCUCACCCAAUAUCAGCCCACAGCCGCCCACCCCCACGCUACCGCCUGCCGUCUCACCCCAGAUACCCAUCACACAGCCAAUCACAAUGGACAGCCUGUCACUGGAGCAGCAGUUGUCUCAGUACUCACUGCUGAGUUUACUGAACGACCUGCAGAAACAACCGCACACCCUCCCUCAGAACAUUCGCCUCAUACGCCUCCCGCCUCUCACUGUAAGCUCCACCCCCAACACCUCCCAGCCCUCUCUUGCCAGCCAAUCACAGACAGCCACGAGCGGAACUGCCAACUCAUACCGCAGUCAGACCGGCUCUUCAGCCAAUCAGUCACCAACAUCUCCAGUGUCCAAUCAGGGCUUCUCACCUGGCGGUUCACCACAACAUAUUCAGGUGGUUGGGAGUAUCUUUGGAGAUUCGUUCUAUGAUCAGCAACUUCCAUCUAGACAGACCAAUGCCCUAUCCAACCAGCUGGAGCAGUUCAACAUGAAUAUGAUGGAGAAUCCAGGCAGCUCUAGUCACUGUUCAACGCUGAACUACACACAGGCAGCCAUGAUGGGUUUAACCGGGAGUCACAGCAGUCAGCAGGACACGCAGCAGCUCGGUUACAGUAGCCAUGGCAACAUCCCCAACAUCAUUCUCACAGUGACGGGAGAAUCUCCACCCAGUCUCUCCAAAGAACUCACCAGCUCGUUGGCCAGCGUUGGUGACGUCAGUUUUGACGCAGACUCUCAGUUCCCAUUGGACGAGCUGAAGAUCGACCCCUUGACACUGGACGGACUACAUAUGCUUAACGACCCGGACAUGGUUCUCGCCGACCCGGCCACCGAGGACACGUUCCGCAUGGAUCGACUGUGAACCCGUGAAUGCAAUUCGGAAGCGAGACAUUCCGCUGCAUGGCCUCUCUGUUCACCAUCUGGUCAGUGGCCGUCCACGUCCCCCCAACCACCCACGUAACAGCAGGCUGCCAAACCGCCAAACCGGGUGUGGGGGGGGGGUGGUGGAGGUGGAAGUGCUGUAUCCACACUGGAUAGUUUCCAAUGCGCAAUACCAUCCACCAUCCACUCUCGUCAUGGAUUUGUGUGUUUUUUGUCUUGGUUAGUCACCAAUGUGCAUUUUCUGUUUUUUUUUGUGUUCAUUCCUUUUUCGUUGUUUAUCCUUUUGAUUUGAUGGAUCAUACCGUGUUUAUUCAUUCUUUUUGUUGCAUUAAGAGAAUUGCCAAAUUUCAUCUAUUUUGUAAUGUUUACAUAAUUACGCCACAUGUCUUUGAAGAAAUAUCCAUCUGUGUAAUUCCAUGUGAAAUUGACAUAUUUAUUUAGAAUGUAUUUAUUACAAUUAUUUUUUUAAUUAUUGAUAUAAAUCUAUAUUAUUUAAUCAUAUUUAUGUAAGGAGCACUACUCCCCCAGAUUGUGUAUCAAGGGUUUAAGGGAGCGUUGCUCAUUGUACACUGGAAGGCAUAAAGUUUGCUUUUACAAAAUGGCUUCCAUUUCGUUUUGCUAGCAUUUUGUAUCAUCCAAACAUCUCGAGAUGCCACGAUUGGUGUUUUGGUAUCAUUCUUGUUUCUAAUAUUUGCCAGUGAUUUUUCUUGCAGAAGGACAGCAGUCUCUCGAUAGAAAUAUAACCCAUAUUUUGGUGUUUUUGUGGACUGUCGUGUGACUUUCUGUACGUUUCGCAUAUGUUUAUUCAAAUCGAAGAUCUGUUAUGGCUGUAAUGUACGCUUCAACGGUGGUCAGUAAAACGUGACCCUCGAGCUGCUGCAGAAACCUGCUGAACACUUCACUGUGAGAGGACCUGAUUUUGCCUUAUAUGAACAAAAUGCUGUUUUUAACUGUUGAUGUGUUUUUCUAAUCGUCUCCGAAGUGUUUUCCUCGCGGUAUUCUUGUUUUACCAAUGCCAUUUUGUUUAGUAUUGAAUGCUGUAUAGUUUGUACUUGUACUGCCAAACUUAACUCAAGGUUUUGUUGUGAAACUGAUGUCAGUCAUCUGGCUUGGGGAGAGUAAUGCUCCUUAUUCUGUGCUGUUUACGGGAGUUUGUGUUUGUCAUUCCCAUGCGUAUGUUCAAGCCCUGUCACACCUCAAGUCAGGUGUUUUUCCUUGAGUGCUAUAGAAAGGAAUUAAGGAAUCACUCAUUUACAAUUCCAUAACGCAGUUAUGAUCGCUACACACAGUGGGGUCCAAAAAACACAACUUUUGAUUAAACAUUAUGAUGUAAUGUGUUAAUUGUAUACAUACUGUCAUUGAAACAAAGAGGACGAUAAGAAAUACUUAAAAAAAAAAUCUGAUUUAUAUAUGUAUUUUUUAGUCAAACUGAUAAGUUGAUAAUUAUGGAAGCUUGCCAUGGGUUAAAAAAAAGGUAAGUUUGACUUUUUAUCACAAUCCAGACUUUGUUGUGCAAUUCAGAGUUUUAUCUCACAAAUCUUACCUUUAUUUUUGACUUUUUUUAUGUACAAAAAGAACUUACAAGUGCGAGAUAUAAACUCUCUAUUGCGAGAAAGUCAAAAUUAUGAGAUAAAAAGAUGCACUUAAAAAUUAAAUGCCAAGAUAAAACCUAAAAAAAACUAAAAAUCCCAUGGCAUUUUUUUAUCCCGUUUAGUUUAAAGUUAAGCAUUGUCAUUUACAGACUUUUGGACCCCACUGUAUCUAACUUGUCAGUCUAAUAAACAACUACUGGGGAUGAAUAGCAAGGUAAAGUUUUUGGCAAUUAAACAAGAUGUUUCCUGCUAAAGUUUUAGUCAUUUUGGUUGAGCCAGAUAUAUAUUUUGGUCAUCUGGGUCCUUCAAGGAAAUAAUAACUCUUAAAACUGUGCAAAUCCAAUUUGUGAUUCCUAUGCAAACUAAAAGCAUUAAUCGACCAACAAUCUGGAAUAUUUCUGGUUGAAUAUGAACAGUAUACUUAGGGCUGAGAAAUAGUUUACUAUGAGUUUAUUAGACAUAACAAAAACUGCAAUACUCGCUUCAGUUUUUAUUCUUCGAACUGUGCCAUUCCGAAUAUUUCUCCUGUCAUUUUCAUAUGUUUACCAUGAGCGUGUUUCUCUCCUGAAAAUAGUGUACAUAAAGCUUAUCACCGGAAUAUGACGACUGCAUGUCAAAAUGAGAAAAAAAACCUUUAGAAUGAGGUCUUCGUUAGCUUUUUGGUAUGAGGUCUUCAUUAGCUUGGCUAAUUCCAGUAAAAAGAUUCACUGCACAUAAAACAAUAUAGACCCCCGAGACACGAUGCAUGUAUUAGUUAAUGCUAGUGGUGUCAUUU